Messenger RNA from Durio zibethinus, 1327 nucleotides. RefSeq lists its product as uncharacterized. Lineage: Eukaryota; Viridiplantae; Streptophyta; Magnoliopsida; Malvales; Malvaceae. The record is from RefSeq and is a predicted model, not a curated record.
UUACCCCAUAGAGCAUUCCAUCAGGAUCCCCGAAGCGAAACCCUAACCCACGUCGCGUCGUCCCUUUCCCAACGGCCACUCCAAAUACUAACGAUACAAAUCCACCCCCAAACUCCGUCAUUAAUUACGAUCCGCCCACCCCUCCGCUAUAUAUACUUCUUCUCGCUUCCCUAUGGGUCUGCCAAACUUAGUCCAGAAAACACCCUUUAUCUAGAAAAAAAAAAAAAAAGAGAAAAUUAGUGGAAAUGUCUUUACAAUCAUCCAUCAGCAAAUCUGACGGUUCACGGAUCUCCACCCAUCAUCAAUCAUCACCAUCGAAUUGUGCCCACCCGUCUUCAUCAUCAUCUUCUUCCGCAUUCGCUUCGUCAAGCUCAAGCUUCACUUCAAGAUCCUCCACCUUCUUUGCUCGUGCGACUUCCCCCACUCGCGUGAACCUUUACGGACGAAACUCUUCUUCACAUUCAUUGCCGUCCGUUCGGUUCUCCAUCAACGAUCCCUUGGUCUCUCCCAAUCGUUCGAUCUCCUACAACAGCAAGAACAAUGCGGUGCCGUCUGGCGCCCACCACCAAAGGAAUAGGACGUGUUUGUGUUCCCCUACGACGCACCCAGGGUCUUUCCGGUGUGCUCUCCAUAAAGGACUGUCACUGUCGAGGAAUCAUCAGAAUAAUCGUCAACCAACUACGGCGUCAUUCCACUCCGGUAGUCCGUUGAAUUUGAGGAGAUCGGCGAUGAAGAAUUCGUUGGUGAGAAUCGGAGUGGAAGGAGAGCUGGUUAAGAGAGCGUUAACGGCUCUUAUUAGGCCUUCUUCGCAUCAGCAACGCCGCCGAGCCGCUAUUGAGCAGAGACCCAGUCGUCUUUCGAUUAUGUCUAAAGCCGAUUCUUGAACUGUUGGGGUUUUCUUUUUUAUUGAUGUUUGAUCGGAUCAGACGAGCCGGCUCAGUGAGUCGGUGCACAAGACUCAGGAUGACUCGGAUUUUGUUGUGGUUUUUAUCACUGUUUUUGCUAGGAGAUUUGAGGGAGGCAGACUUUUGUAAAUAUUUUGUUUGAGGAAAUUGAAUAUAUUUGAAUUUUUUUUUUCUUUAGAAUUUGUAAGACGAUGAAUUUAGUUACUAAUUUUUUUAGUUUUUUUUAUUAAUUCUUUUUGGGAACGGAUGAUUUGUAUAUAGAUUUUUGCCCCAAAAUUCAUUUUCUUGUAAUUUUCACAUUCUAAUAUGAGAUUGAAUUUUGUUGGUGAAUUGUGGAUUUGUGAAAUGGUUAUGGCAUGUUUGGAAUGAUGAAUUUGAAAGAAUGGAUUUUUAUUUGAUUUGCUUAUAUAAAUUGGGAGAGU